AUGGCCCGGCGCGCGCCCGGCCCGCCGGCCCAGGAGCGGGGCCCCCGCGCGGGCCCGUGGAGAACCCCGCUGCUGCCCGAGCUGGUCGCGCCCGAGCCGCGGGGGCCGCCAGGUGCGGGCGGCGCGUGGUGGCGGGACCGCGACCCCGAGCCCCGGGCGGGCGGCGGGCGCCCCGCGGCCCGGUCCCGGCUGCCGCCGCUGCGCUGGGCCGGCGGCCCCCGGGGGUCGCGGUCGUGGUCCGGGGAGCCCUGGCAGCCCCCCGACUCCCUGGGCGGGCUUCUGGGCGAGCUUCUGCCCAGCAAGUUCCAGGACUUCCUGCGGGAGCUGCAGGCCAAGUGCGCCGACGGCGCGGGGCCGCAGCGCGAGGCCGGCGGCGGCGGCGGGGCGGGGCGGGGGGACGCGGCCGGGCCCCCGCCGCGCGCCCGGCGCCCCGGGCCCCCGGCUCCCCGCGGGCCCGCCCGCCCCGCCCCGCCCGGCGCCCCCGGGCCCCGGCGCCGGCCGCGCCCCGCCCGCCCUGACGCGCCCCCCCCUCCUCCCCGGCUCUCAGCACAGACAUGCGGCCAGGGCGGAGCCCCCGCGGGCAGCCGGAGCCCCCAGUGCCCCACCUGCCCCUUCCUGCCCGACCUGUGGCACCACCCGACCCAUUUCCACCACCUGCCGCCCGGCCACCCGCACCCGCAGCCCGCGCUGGGCCGAAUGACGGGCGACCGCCUGAAAAAGGGCAACCUGCUGCAAGGCUCACAGGUACCCAGGAUCAACACUGUCCAGAUCCCCAGCCCCGGGGAGGGCACUGCCCCCCGCCACCGACGCUACUGCCCGUUCCGGGUGCGGUUUGAGGAUGAGACCCUGCGGGACUCAGAGCGCAGAUACUGGGAGCGCAACUGUGCCGUCCACAGGAACAUCUUCGAGGAAGAGCCAAGCACGCUUCCAGAAGGUUCUGUGCCGGAGCGGGUGUUGCGGAACGUGGGGAAGUGGCUGGAGAGUCUGCCCAAGGCUGUGUACCCCAGACUCAAAGAAGCCAUGGGCAGCAGCAGCUCGUCCUGGGAGCGCACUGGCGUAGCCAGCACGUCCAGACCGCGGGGGGACUACAAAACCUUCCUGGACGCCUACGGCACCCUGGGUCGGAGGUCCCCAGCACCCUGCUCCUGCACCCACAAGCAGGAGCCCUUCCUGCCCAGCUUGGUGCUUCAGUCUCUCCUGAGGCGCAGCCGGCUGUAGGGAGGCGCGGGCAGUGCGG
Molecule: messenger RNA, 1237 nt
Organism: Dipodomys spectabilis (banner-tailed kangaroo rat)
Lineage: Eukaryota; Metazoa; Chordata; Mammalia; Rodentia; Heteromyidae
Gene: CUNH9orf50
Product: chromosome unknown C9orf50 homolog
Exons: 6
Coding region: 1-1218 (405 amino acids)
Source: RefSeq, a predicted model, not a curated record